ACGUGAUUUCAAAUUUGUAAGGAACUUCAUAACAAAAAAUGUUUCAGCAAUAAGUAACUCUUUACAGCAAAUCCUACCAACUCCCUUGUCAGGAACAAUUAUGCUCACUUCAAAAAUCUGGAAGCAUUUGAAGAAGCCUCAUACAAACAGUCCUUUUCCAGAACCAGUAGACAAACAUUACUCUCAAGCCGGUCAAGAUCAUGCUGUGUAUAACAUAUUUCCAAAGAAAAACGGGGUUUUCAUCGAAAUGGGGGCUUACAAUGGUAAAAUCCAUUCCAACACUUUGUGGUUGGAGAGAAAACAUAAUUGGACAGGAUUGCUGAUAGAAGGAAACCCAGUAUCAUGUCCCAACAUUGACCGCGUCCAACGUAACGCCUGGUGUCUCUGCGCAUGCGUGUCUCGUGAAAAUGAAACAACGUUUAUAGAAGCAGAUGAACUAGGGGGUUCUGAAAAAGACAUGGUGGACAGUCAUGUCAUUGAAUUGAAAGGGUACAAAAGGACCAAAGUACCUUGUUUUCAAUUAAUUGACGUAUUACAAUUAAUCGGUGUUUUCCACAUUAAUUACUUUUCGUUGGAUGUAGAAGGCGGAGAAAUGGCGGUGCUGAACAGCAUGAAAGAGCAGUUGAUUUCU
Saccostrea cuccullata (small rock oyster) is the source of this 631-nucleotide messenger RNA. RefSeq lists its product as uncharacterized. The record is from RefSeq and is a predicted model, not a curated record. NCBI's taxonomy places the organism in Eukaryota, Metazoa, Mollusca, Bivalvia, Ostreida, Ostreidae. The transcript has a single exon. The annotation marks the transcript as partial.